AUGGAGACCCUGGGGGACCCUCGGAGAGCCCAGUCUUUGGAUAGGUCGCACACCCCCAGGAAGGAUUUGCAGUCGACCAGCUGCCAGUGCCUCUCACUGCCCGGCACGCCCUGCAAGAAGGCACCCCACCGGGCCAUCAGCCACGGGGCUAGAUGUGCCCAGAGCCCCACCCCAUCUUCAGGGGCUCAGGGUGCUGAGGCUGCUGCAGCCCACACUCUAGAGGAGACGAGGAUGUUUCUCCUCAGUGAGCACAGGCACCCACCAGACACCAAGAACAAGGCCCAGAGGCAGGCCCAGCAGGGCUGGCUGAAGACCGUGCUGAACUUCUUCCUGCGGACAGGCUUUGAGGAGCCUAAAGACAAGGCCAGCAGGAGGACAAAGGGGAAGGAAGAACCCCCAGAUCCCCCUGAGGCAGCUGAGGAGCUGGCCCUCAGGAAGAAAGCCCAGGACAAGAAGGCCAGCCACAGGAAAUGUGGUCACAGAAAGCAUGGUGCUGAAGAAGACAAGGGAAACCACCACCGAGAGGCAGGAGGCCAUGAUGCCCGGCCACCCAAGGUGGCUGCCACCUUGCGCUCUGAGGAAGCUGAAGUGGGCCCAGUUGGCAGGGGUGCAGUCAGGAGAGUGCCGCUGACACACACUCACACCCCCACUCGAGGCACUCCAGGUGGACACGAUUCUGGUGGCCCCCAGUCCUUGCGCGCCAAAGGGGCCCGAGCUGGACUCCUGGAUGUUUCUCCCCCAGCCACAGGGCCCAGGCUGGAAGAGGAGCCCAGGAAGCUGGACGAGGAAGCUGUCAUCCAGAUGACCGUGGAAUUCCUCAAGAAAGUGGGCGACCAGUGGGAGGACGAGCAGCUUCAAGCUCCCCAGCCAGAAGUACUACUGCAAAACCCAGAACCGGCCUGCAGAAAGAAGUCCCAGGAGAAAAAGCCGGGCAGCGUCAAGAGAGCCUUUUCCCUGAAGAAGUGCGGCCCUGAGGAGCCCAGGAGAGCUCGUGCUGCUGCCGCCGAUGUGCCCAGCCCCGAGGCCCGGCGGCCCAAGAGGCCCAGCUUCCUGCCCCUGUGUGUCCGCGGCCCCUGGCCCUCCACCUCCAGCAGCCCUGAGUCGGGACACCCCACACCCACAGACACACCCAGAGCUCCAUUCUGCUUGCCAGGCUCAGAAGGACCGGGAGCCCACGAGGCCCUGUCUUCGGACAGCGAUGGCCCCAGUCCCCGGGGGCUCCCCACCUGCACCCAACGUCGGGGACCCGAAGAGGAGCCGCCACUAGACAGAGCCUCGGAAUCCAAUGACUUCAUGCAGAAGAUCCUCGCUCUGCUCCAAGAUGCAGAGGAGCUGGUGGGACAGCAGCAGCCUCCAGGGCAGGAGACUGAGGCAGCUGUAGAAAGCCUGGCCCCAGCAUGCAGGAGGAAGUCCCAGGAGAAAAAGCCCAGCAGCCUCCGGAGAGCCUUUUCUCAUAAAAGACACAGCUCCAAGGAGCCCAGGAGAGUGGGGACUGUGGGGGCCGCCACCCCUGAGCCCCGGCCACCCAAGAGGCCCAGCUUCCUGCCCCUGUGUGUUGGCGGCUCUGACCCUGAAGGCCUGGAGUUCCGGGAGCCCUGGGCCGCAGAAGAGACAGCAUCUGGGUUCUCAGAAGCAGCCUCCCAGGCCAGGAGCUGCACACCGGACGGGGGCCAUCAGCCGGAGGGAGCACGAGAAUCUAAGGAGCUCAUCAUCCACGAGCUGGUGGCGCUUCUCCAAGACGUGGACGGCGAACUGGCAAAGCAGAUCCAGAGGCACCCCAGCUUUAAGAGGUGUUUUUACGAGUUCUCAGACCCCUCCCUCAGGAAGCUGGUGGCCACCCUGCGCAGCCAGAAGACCUGCCCGCCGGAUGGGGACAGGAGCCUUCUUCCCGAGAGACUCUUCCCGUUUGCCUUUGGCGUGGGUAACAAAUAUGCUGAUGGUCAGAGCCGCACCAUCUGCAGCCUCAUGGGCUCCAGGGCUCACUUCAGCCAGCACGGCGAUGCCCAGGACCCAUUCAGGGAGGCCCAGCUGAACCUCACAAGUCCCGAGUGUCAAAGUCCAGAUUAGAAGCGGCGCCUCAACUCCAGUACCUUGGACCUGGCCGAACAAUUGGCACCUUUAGCCAGGACGCCCUGAAGAUGCUGUCUAACUUCCUGACCCCGAGCUUCACAAACAUCCCGAAGACCAUACAGCGUUGCCUGAAAAUGUUCGAAGU
Heterocephalus glaber (naked mole-rat) is the source of this 2215-nucleotide messenger RNA. It is a transcript of the gene Bnip5, whose product is annotated as BCL2 interacting protein 5. NCBI's taxonomy places the organism in Eukaryota, Metazoa, Chordata, Mammalia, Rodentia, Bathyergidae. The record is from RefSeq and is a predicted model, not a curated record.